This is a messenger RNA of Apodemus sylvaticus (European woodmouse), 2283 nucleotides long. RefSeq names its product zyg-11 family member A, cell cycle regulator (gene Zyg11a). The record is from RefSeq and is a predicted model, not a curated record. Gene Ontology annotation, cellular component: Cul2-RING ubiquitin ligase complex. Bases 1 to 2283 code for a protein of 760 amino acids. Lineage: Eukaryota; Metazoa; Chordata; Mammalia; Rodentia; Muridae. Gene Ontology annotation, molecular function: protein binding. The transcript has 14 exons.
AUGGUCCACUUCUUGCACUCAUUGCUGUGGCCGCGGUCCCUCGUCCUGCCCGACGCCCAGCAGGACGCGCAGGGCCACCGCUUGGUGCAGGAGGAGGCAUCACCCUACUCUUUGGUCAACAUCUGUCUGGAUAUCUUAAUCGCAGAAUUGGAUAAAUGGUGUUCUAAAAGACCUGAUGGAACAUUGUGUCUUCCAGAGCAUUGGUAUUUCCCUCAUGAAAUAGCUGAUAAAUUCCUUGAGAGGAUGGCUUGGCAAGGCAGGCUGACUGACAGGACAGCAAGCAUUUUCCAAGGCCAGCAGAUGAACCUGAAGCUGAUAAGUAUUCAGAGAGUUAAACUCUCCGCAGCAGCCUUCACGAAAGCCUUCUGCCAUCACAAACUCAUUGAAGUGGAUGCCACCUCGGUGGACUCCGACCUCCUAGCCUCAGACAUCAUCCAUGCUCUCCAGAGCAGUGCCUGGAUCCAGAAAAACCUUCAGUGUCUUAUGUUAGACUCAGUUAGCGUCCCUCCGAACUCUAGACUACUGGCCUUAAGUCAGUUCACUGGCCUUCACACUUUAAGCGUCGCCAAUGUGUCCUUUUACAAUGAAGACCUAGCUAGCGUCUCUCAGUUACCGAAACUGGAAAGCUUGGAUAUCUCCAAUACUCUGGUCACCAACAUCUCUGCACUCCUCUGCUGUAAGAACCGGCUCAGAUCUCUCACGAUGCACUAUCUGAAGUGCCUGGCCAUGAACAACCCACAGAUUCUCACAGUUAUCAGACAACUGAAAUGCCUCCUUCACCUUGAUAUUUCUGAUCAUAGGCAGCUCAGAUCAGACCUGGCUUUUUAUCUGUUACAGCAGAAGGACAUCCUACCCAACCUCAUAUCCCUGGAUAUUUCAGGGGCCACCGACAUCACUGAUCAAGCCGUGGAAUCCUUUCUGCAGUCUCGACCUGCGAUGCAAUUUGUGGGACUCUUGUAUACAGAUGCUGGUUAUUCUGAUUUCUUUAUGGCAAAGCAAGGUUUGAAGGUUGCCGGAGGAGCCAACAUGAGUCAGAUUUCUGAAGCACUGAGUCGGUACAGGAACAGGUCGUGUUUUGUGAAGGAAGCUCUCUACAGGCUCUUCACGGAAACCCUUUCCCUGCGUGCCAUCCUGCCCACCAUGCUGAAGCUUGUGGCUAUAGGAAUGAGGAAUCAUCCGUUGAAUCUGCCAGUGCAAUUCACAGCCAGUGCUUGUGCUCUCAACCUCACCCAGCAGGGCCUGGCUAGGGGAAUGCCUGUCCGUCUGUUGUCAGAGAUCACCUAUCUACUUUUCAAAGCAACGAAAAAUUUCCCCUACUACCAACAGCUACAGAAGAAUUGCCUUCUCUCCUUGACCAGUUCCAGGAUUCUUAUAGAUGUCCCUUUUGACAGCUUUGAUGCUGCCAAGCUUGUUCUGAGGUGGGUGUGCCAGCGUGAGAACCCCAAGAUGCAAACAGUGGCCGUGAACAUCUCCUCCAUCCUCGCCCUGAAGCUCUUACCUGAGGAGAUGGAACAGCUUCAGGAAGAGCUCAUUGUGGCAGUCAAGGAACUUCUAACAAUUAUCAGACAAAAGAUGGCUGAGAAUUUAGAUGAUGUCACCUUGUUUACUCUGAAAGCACUUUGGAAUCUUACAGAUGAGUGUCCAUUGGCCUGCAAGUACUUUGUUGAAAAUGAAGGAUUAGCUACCAUCAUCCGAGUCCUAGAGACGUUUUCAGUGUCUGCGAUACAAAGCAAAGUACUUGGUCUUUUGAACAAUGUAGCUGAGGUCAGAGAGCUCUGUCCUCCGAUGGUGACAGAAGAACAGUUGAUGGAACACAUCGUCAGAUUGCUCCACAGCAGCAACAUAGAAGUGAGCUUCCUGGCUGCAGGUGUCCUAGCCCACCUGACCUGUGACAGACAGCACUGGCUCUCCCGUGACCUGCAAAGGACUGAUCUUCUCCAGGACUUGCACUUAACCAUGCAGACCUGGCCAAGUUCACGGUGUGACAUGUCAGCCUUGGUGACCUACAGAUCUUUCAAAGCAUUUUCCCCACUCCUUGUCAACUUCUCUCAGCCAGAAGUUCAGCGCUGGGCACUGUGGGCCAUACAUCAUGUUUGCAGUAAAAACCCUAGCAAAUACUGCAAACUGUUGGUAGAAGGAGGAGGACUACAGCUCAUGUACAACAUCCAGGAGCACGGUCAGGCCAGCCCCCAAGUGAGGCAGAUGGUGUCCUCCAUCCUGGAGGAGUUCAGGAUGCACUUCACGAGCUACCGGAGACCUCCACAACCCCAGUGCCCUUGUUGA